Molecule: messenger RNA, 432 nt
Organism: Saccharomycopsis crataegensis
Lineage: Eukaryota; Fungi; Ascomycota; Saccharomycetes; Ascoideales; Saccharomycopsidaceae
Gene: MGT1
Product: methylated-DNA--protein-cysteine methyltransferase
Exons: 2
Coding region: 1-432 (143 amino acids)
Biological process (GO): DNA repair
Molecular function (GO): catalytic activity
Source: RefSeq, a predicted model, not a curated record
AUGCCCAACGAAGAAGCCCAAGCGUUUCAUUACGCAGUCUACGAUGAAGUCAAAAGAAUCCCCUUUGGCAAAGUCACCACUUAUGGUCACAUUGCUAAACUAAUAUUUCGCCCCAUGAACGCUCGUCAGGUGGGCCAAUCUUUGAAAUUUUUACCUAGAGAAAUAUCCCAAAACGAUCUUUACAAUAUUGAUAAUGUCCCUUGGUGGAGAGUGAUCAAUGCCCAAGGGAAGAUUUCCCCUCGUGCAGAAGGAAUGCAACGACAAGAAGAAAUGUUAAGAAAUGAAGGCGUGGAUGUAGAAGACGGUAAAGUGAGUUUAGUAAAUAAUGGGUGGUUUCCUACUACAGAGUUUGAUAUAGAAGAAGAAGAAGAUGAUGAUGAUGAAGAUGAAGAUGAUGAUGGCGAUGAAGAUGUUGAUGAGGUGACGAGAUAA